CACGUAUGCGUUGAACGAGUUCGCCUGCACUUUUCCCUUUGGCUGUGGCCCAGAGAUACGCAGAGAGAGAUGUCAAUAAACUUUUGUCCUUCAGAAAAUGCCAGUCAAUCGCAUAUACACACAGACGUGCACACACACAUGCACCUGUCUGUCCGUCCCGCUGCCGCCGCGCUAGCUACCGCCGACAGUUUGUCUUGCCGCCACUCGCAUUAGCAAGUGGGGCACGUUUCUACACGUGUCUCGCGCUUAGGCGCGGGCCUGGAACUGCACCUUGGCGCAGCCGACUCCCUUGGCCUGGGCCCUCAUGCUGCUGGCGCACUCCUCGAGGGUCAGCGCCGUGCCCGUGAGGUCGCGGACGCGGGCAGCCGGGGGAACGUCUGCCAAUCGCCUGAGAUACACACACAUCAAUGCGGCCGCUGCACUAUGUCUCGCCACUGUCUGUCUGCGUGUGUUACUUGACGGCGAUGUCUCCCAUGUAGAUGACGGCCAUGUGCGUCUUGUCGCCGCUCAUAAACACCUCCACGAGAGGCAUCUGCGCCUCGCCCGUCAGACCCUUGACGCCAUGCAGGUAGUCAGCCAACUUCAUCUGCACACACACACGCACACACACAUGGACGAUACAAAUCAUUCGACACACAUACGGCGUCUCCCCGGCUGACCACAUCAGCGAUGAGCACAUUCUUUGGGCACUUGACGAUGAAGCUGUCGGCCAGCGAUGCUGCGACGUUGAGCACAUUGAACGCCGACUGCAAGUCAUGUAAGCGGCAACCAACACACACACGGAGAGAGAGAGAGAGAGAGACAUACAUAUGGUACACAUUGUCCGUCCGUCGCGUACCAUGGUGCCAUCGCCCAUUUUGUCGAGGCAGUAUGUGUUGCUGUUGUACUCUUGCCCCCAGGGCAUGUCGAAAUGGAUGGCCGCGAACUUCGUGCCCUCCUUGAGCCACCGGGCUGCCAGCUUGGCCACCCUCUUGAAGUAGUCGCCGCAGCGUAUGAAGAGGCGCUCGAGGACUCCCACCCCUGCACACACACAACGCAGCAAUUUGGCAGCAAUUUUGCAUAUGGAUAUGUCAUAACAUCCGCCACCCGUUGCUGUGCUCUUGUCAAUGUUCGUACCGUGGGCACUGGCGUUAUGCUUGGUGUGUUCGACAUUGGCGGCGUCGAUGUCGCACGCAUAGACCGUCAGGCCCGCAGCCAACAGAGAGGCGGUCUGGCCGCCGACACCACUAAAUGCAUCGAGCACCAUGCCGACUCCCAGGUAUGUGACGAUAGUGGUGGUGAUGCAGUCGGCGAUGAAGCGCGGCGUGAUGCUCCUGCUGCAUUCACCAUUGAUGAAGAAAUGGAUAAGUCAAUCCGGGCAACAGCGUGAAUGCAUCAAAAGGUCCCCUCAUCUCACCGCAUGUCGAAGUUGUAUUUGACCUUCCGCCAUAUCUUUCCCCACAGCCAUUCGUUGGCCGUCUGCAUAAACACAUCCAAUGCAUCAGGCGCCACACAUGCAUUCGAGAACCCACAGACGGCCAGUCGUGUCUCAGAUGCAUUGGGGCUCGUGCAGUUGUACCCUUGCGUGUGGGCAAUUCGUGAUGAUGAUGGUCACCAGCCCCAUAAUGCACUCGGCACCGACGGUGGCCCCCUCGCCGAGCUCCUCGGGCAUGGCGGGCAUCUUGAAGACGAUGACAGAAACACGGGCAAGGUGCAGCCGGGGGACUGCCGCGCUGCAAAAGCCUUGCCGACGGGUGACGAGACGAUCUAGAGGUCAAAGAGAGGGAGAGGGUGGUGAAAAAGGGCUUGAUAUCAGCAGCAGGGCAGCGGCUGAUCGAAGGCUGGGGCCACGGCCCCAACACGGGCUACGCCUCCGAUCAGCCAGACUGACACCACUGGCAGGGAG
Molecule: messenger RNA, 1885 nt
Organism: Vitrella brassicaformis
Lineage: Eukaryota; Vitrellaceae
Source: the annotation of a GenBank genome assembly